GUAGUGAGUCAGCUCGCCGUGCGCAAACGGGAGCGUCGCGGGGCUCUGUGCUGUGUGGGCUGCGGACCGCGUACGACCUCCUCCGCCUGCGGGACCUCGACGCGCGCGGGAAUCACAGCACGGCAGCCAGAGCGCCGGCUAAUGAGGAAAAGCGGGAUAGUCUGACGGGUACCCCCCCCCCCGCCCCGGUUGGGUUAUUUCCCAACAACCCCCUCCUCCUCCUCCUCAUUACUGACCAUCUCGGAGCACGGGUGCAGAGAGCGGCAGCGAUGCGGCGGGCGUGCUGUUAACUCGCCGGAGUCCCUUUCCCUCUCUUAUUUUUGUCGGGUUUAUUGUUUAUUUUUUUAAAAUUAUUUUUACCCCGAGAAGGAGACACAAUAAAUCCACAAUGAAGCUCAAGCCCAACCAGACCAGGACAUACGACGGCGAGGGCUUCAAGAAGCGAGCGGCGUGCCUGUGCUUCAAGAACGAACGCGAGGAAGAGGUUCUGCUGGUCAGCAGCAGUCGGCACCCGGAGCAGUGGAUCGUGCCCGGAGGGGGGAUGGAGCCCGAGGAGGAGCCGUGUGGCGCCGCAGUGCGAGAGGUGUUUGAGGAGGCCGGCGUGAAGGGCAAGCUAGGGCGCCUGCUCGGCGUGUUCGAGCAAAACCAAGACCGGAAGCACCGGACGUACGUGUACGUGUUGACCGUCACAGAAACCCUGGAGGCCUGGGAGGACUCCGUCAACAUCGGUCGUAAGAGGGAGUGGUUCACCGUGGACGAGGCCAUCAAAGUGCUGCAGAGCCACAAACCCGUCCACGCCGAGUACCUGCGGAGGCUGCAGCUCAGCUGCUCGCCGACCAACGGAAACUCCAUCCUCCCGGGCCCGCCGCCCAACGACAACUACCCCCAUUACAGCGCCACCGCGACCUCGCCCUCGACGGGUAACGUGUUGGGCCCCUCCUGCAGAUAGGACUGCACCUUUUCUUUUUCUUUUUUAACUUUUUCUUUUUUUUUUAAGCCGCGUGGGCUGUCCAGCUGGGACGGUUGCACUGAAAGUCUGUACAGUCUUGCAUGAAUCUAAUGACUUUUACAGAGCUGCGGCUCUCCUGUAUGUAUCAUUGCUAGUCUUAGCUACAGGAGAGACCUCAGGCCACCAACAGAACUGUGUUGAGGACUCGAGGGACAGGGCAGGGGAAGUCUCUGACGUAAAGACUGUGAAUAUCUCAAGAACACUUUUCUCUUUUUGCUGGAAAAUACUAGAGCUUGAGGGGGGGGGGGGGAGUGAAGCUGCACAGUCGGCCGACGUGAAUGACCUGGUGAAGGAAUGCCUUACAGAAUGUGGGUUUUUUUUUCUUCUUUUUUUGUGGUUUUAUCUCACUAAUGGUCACGUUUUUUAAUUUUAUUUUUAGCAGAUUGGAAGUGCUUUCAAGUCAAUAAAAGAGUAAUUGACACCAAAGCACAUCCAUGCGAGGAAUGUUUCCAGACUUAAUAAUGUCUAUCAUCAGGAUGAUCAUACGUCACGUCACACUUCACCGGAGCAUUACUAUGUUUAAAAUGUGUCCUCUAUCUGGGAUUUUCCUUACACAAUGUAAUCUACGUUUCCCCUACUAAGUGAAUUUGUCUAUAAUGAAAAGCAUCAACAAAAGAUAUCCUACAACAGAUCAAAAGGGAAAGUGUCGUGCCACAAAUGCCUUGUGGUCGUAAAUGUCAAGGGUCAAAGGUCAAAGACUGCUUUCCUCAGAGAAAGUAACACUGUCAGCGAGUAGAUACCUCAGUAACCACGGGAGGCGUGCUGUUCGAUAUCCUUUGACACGACGCAGGGUGCGGCCAUAGAGGGAAACUGCAGCCAGAGGCACUAACCUCGACUGAUGACCCCGACUGUUGAAAGCCACAUACCUUUAUGUUUAUGUUACGGUUUCUCGUCACGUCUUCACUAAGUGAAAGUGUUUCAUGGUGUAAAUCCUUUUCUUCAGAGUUAUGAGGCGCCGCUACGGGGUCCUGUUGAGUUUAUCUCGACUUUGGAUAUGAAAUAAGAAGAUUUUGAUGAUUUUAUUAGAAGUUAGCAGUUUUUAUCAUGUCUCAUCAUUAUUAUGAUUCUGGAUUAACUUUAGAUUUUUUUUUUUUUUUUAGUUAACCCUUUAAUGGUUGGAAUUAUUAGAAAUUGUUUAAAAAAAGACCCAUUAUAGCUUAUACUUUAGUUUUAAUACUAGAUCAUGAUCCUUUGGUUACUGCCUAAACAAGUGGAAUUCUUGGUGCAUCGUGGGGUCUGAGACGCAUCCUUUGUAACGCCAGUGUUUCUCUGUCAUCCCAGUCUUCUUCUCUCCAUGUAUCCCGUCGGCUUCUCCACUAAAAAAAAAGGCAAACAUUUUUAAGAGCAAAAACGGUCCCUAGGAUAUAUAUAUAAAAAUAUUCUACAUCAAUGACAUCUAUGUGUUAAAUAUAUCAAGACAGAAAUCCAAAGAAUAAGAGGCUCAAAUCGGAAGCGUUUUCUCUUAAGAGGCACCUACUCACUCCUGUGUUGACGGCUGAAUGACGACUCAAAACUAUACAGAGAUUUGUAAAUAGCUUUGAAAAGAAACACUUAACAUGUUUUUAACCUGAAUGUACCUGUACUAUUUCUCUUAAAAUUUUAUAUAUUUUCUAACAAUGUAUAAAUGGCAGGAUAAAACCAACGUGUUGAAAACCCAGCGAGGAAAGUAUGUACAGUAUAUUUGUGUCGAUGACCAUGUGCCACGGUUUUAGGAUAUAAUGGUUGGUGUGAAAUUGAGUGGUUGAAAUAAUGCAUUUUAAAAUUCUGAUCUAACGAAAUCCAUCUAUCAGUUUAGAAGUUAACUUUUAGACCGGGAAAAAAAAUAAUCAGCGACAGUUAAAUGUUGUUUUUUUUUCUUUUCUUUUUUUUUUUUUCUUUUUUACAAAAUGUACAUAGCAUCUUGGUAUUCAAACAAUUGAGGUAGAAUAGUACUGAUCAGGGGAAUGUUGUGAAAGCUUUGGUAAGACAUUGAAAAAGUGUUUCCAUAUACAUACCUUUGACAGACUUUUUUUUAAUGGUUUAUUCAGCUGCAAUGAUCACAUGCUGUUUAACAUAGUUUUAUUCAGUUCAAUGCACCAAUUCAGUUAUCCUUAAAGUUUGUUCAAUCGGUUGAACUCCAACCACCUCAAGCCUUUGUGUGCGUGUGUUUGUGUGUGCGUUCGUGACAAAAGUGAAGUACAAUGUGCCAAAUUGCAAAACGUAUUAGUGUUCAGGUGGGAAGAUUUGUGAUGUUAUUUAAACCUUCAUCAUUUAUGGCCAACUGAUUUUGGGAAAAAAAAAGAAGAUCUAAACAUUUUUUAAAUUAAGACAAAAGUGCCACUGGCACCCCCCCUCCCAUGCUUUUAAAAAAAAAUAAUACCACUCAUCACAUAACAGAGCAUGCAAGAUUUUACUACAAUCCGGAUGACAUCAAUUAAACAUAAACCCAUUCAGCUUGAUGUUUUUCAGCUGAAACGCGUCUUUCCUCCACUUCCUGGAGCCUCCGUUUGUAAAUGCUGAUCUGUGAACGCACCUUUUAGGAAGCGUAAGGCAGAGGAUGACAGCCCGACGAGUAACAUGUAUGUGCUCAUGUACAAAAGCUGCAGGAUGACCUGGGCACACGAGUCCACCGCUUGAUUGUCUGCUCAACACAUUGUAAUGUCACAUGGAUGUAUCCAGAGAUUUGCUUUGUCAUGGAUACUAUGCACAGAAAAGGUUUAUGGUGAAAGUGAUUUGAUGACGUAGACUGGGGAGAUUGUUUUUGAGAUUGCAUUAAAGUGGGAAAAUCA
Molecule: messenger RNA, 3777 nt
Organism: Pungitius pungitius (ninespine stickleback)
Lineage: Eukaryota; Metazoa; Chordata; Actinopteri; Perciformes; Gasterosteidae
Gene: nudt4b
Product: nudix (nucleoside diphosphate linked moiety X)-type motif 4b
Exons: 5
Coding region: 389-949 (186 amino acids)
Biological process (GO): diadenosine pentaphosphate catabolic process; diphosphoinositol polyphosphate metabolic process; diadenosine hexaphosphate catabolic process
Cellular component (GO): cytoplasm; nucleus
Molecular function (GO): bis(5'-adenosyl)-pentaphosphatase activity; endopolyphosphatase activity; bis(5'-adenosyl)-hexaphosphatase activity
Source: RefSeq, a predicted model, not a curated record